Malania oleifera is the source of this 1275-nucleotide messenger RNA. Its product is annotated as alpha-amylase-like. Gene Ontology annotation, biological process: carbohydrate metabolic process. The record is from RefSeq and is a predicted model, not a curated record. The coding region runs from base 1 to 1275 and encodes 424 amino acids. Gene Ontology annotation, molecular function: alpha-amylase activity; calcium ion binding. Lineage: Eukaryota; Viridiplantae; Streptophyta; Magnoliopsida; Santalales; Ximeniaceae. The transcript is spliced from 4 exons.
AUGCUCUUUUGUACUCUGCUCUACAUUUCUCUCGCACCCAUCUUCACAGAGUCUUCUAUAUUAUUUCAGGGUUUCAAUUUGGAGUCAUGGAAAAUGCAAGGGGGAUGGUAUAACCACCUUAGAGAAGUGAUUCCAGAACUGGCUGCUAAUGGAAUUACACAUGUUUGGCUUCCUCCAUUUACUCAUUCUGCUUCACCUGAAGGAUAUUUGCCAGGAAGGUUGUAUGAUCUCAACGGAUCAAAAUACGGAAAUGAAAAUGACUUAAAAGCACUCAUACAUGCUUUUCAUGACAAAGGGAUCCAAUGCAUAGCAGACAUAGUUAUAAACCACAGAAUUGCAGAGAGCAAAGAUAAUAGAGGAAUAUGGUGCAUCUUUGAAGGAGGAACCCCAGAUACACGUCUUGACUGGGGUCCUCAUUUCAUUUGCAAAGAUGACACCGAAUAUUCAGAUGGCACUGGAAAUUUCGAUAGCGGAGAAGGCUUUCCACCUGCUCCAGACAUCGACCACUUAAACCCACAAGUUCAAAGUGAGCUAUCAGAUUGGAUGAACUGGCUGCAAACUUACGUUGAAUUCGACGGGUGGAUAUUCAACUUUGCCAAGGGAUACUCCCCCAAAAUCACCAAACUCUAUAUGAAUAAAACCAACCCCAAAUUGGCAGUAGGGGACUUUUGGAAGUCACUUUCAUAUGGAAAUGACGGAAAACCCACUUACAACCAAGAUCUUCAUCGCCAAGAAAUCAAGAAAUGGGUGAAGGAAGCCGGAGGUGAAGUCCUUGCAUUUGAUUUUACAACUAAAGGAAUUCUCCAAACCGCAGUCCAAAGAGAGUUAUGGAGGAUGAGUGUCUCUGGAGGGCCUCCGGGACUCAUUGGCUUGCGGCCCACAAAUGCUGUCACCUUCAUCGACAAUCACUACACAAUUGCCAAAGAUCACUGGCCCUUCCCAUCAGACAAAGUCAUGCAAGGUUAUACUUACAUCUUAACUCAUCCAGGAGUUCCAUCAAUCUUUUACGACCAUUUUUUCAACUGGGGUUUGAAAGAUCAAAUCAGUAAACUGAUUGCGAUCAGAGAAAGGAACGGGAUCGGACCCAACAGCACUGCUAGCAUUCUGAUCGCCGAUCCAGAUCUGUAUCUAGCGGUGACGGACGGGACCGUCAUAUCCAAGAUUGGCUCAAGGUACAACGUGCCGGCGAACUUUAUCCCUCAGAACUUCCAAAUUGCUACUUCCGGUUCUGAUUACUGUGUGUGGGAGAGAAUGAAGAACUCCACGUACGUGUAA